CGGAGGCGGAGGCCAGUUCCCUAGCUCCAGCCGCCGCAGCCGUUGCCUGUGCAGUUGCAGCCUCAGCCGUCUCCUGCCAGCUCGCUCCGGGGAAAGAGAACGCGCGCUAGCUCGGGCGUCCCCGCCCCACCUUUCCAGAGCCAUGAAUCCCAACUGCGCCCGGUGUAGCAAGAUCGUGUACCCCACAGAGAAGGUGAACUGUCUGGAUAAGUUCUGGCAUAAAGCAUGCUUCCAUUGCGAAACCUGCAAGAUGACACUCAACAUGAAGAACUACAAGGGCUAUGAGAAGAAGCCCUACUGCAACGCACACUACCCCAAGCAGUCUUUCACCAUGGUGGCUGACACCCCGGAAAACCUCCGCCUCAAGCAACAGAGUGAGCUCCAGAGUCAGGUGCGCUACAAGGAAGAGUUUGAGAAGAACAAGGGCAAAGGCUUCAGCGUGGUGGCAGACACACCCGAACUCCAGAGAAUCAAGAAGACCCAGGACCAGAUCAGUAAUAUAAAAUACCAUGAGGAGUUUGAGAAGAGCCGCAUGGGUCCCAGCGGGGGUGAGGGCAUGGAGCCCGAGCGCCGAGAUCCCCAGGACAGCAGCUACCGGCGACCCCAGGAGCAGCAGCAGCCUCACCACAUCCCGACCAGCACCCCAGUUUACCAGCAGCCCCAGCAGCAGCAGGCAGCCCAGUCCUACGGCGGCUACAAGGAGCCUGCAGCCCCGGUCUCCGUACAGCGCAGCGCCCCGGGCGGGGGCGGGAAGCGGUACCGUGCUGUGUACGACUACAGUGCCGCCGACGAGGAUGAGGUCUCCUUCCAGGAUGGGGACACCAUCGUCAAUGUGCAGCAGAUCGAUGACGGCUGGAUGUACGGGACCGUGGAGCGCACCGGCGACACGGGGAUGCUGCCCGCCAACUACGUGGAGGCCAUCUGAGCCCACUGGGCACCGCCCUGCCCCAUCCAUCUUCAGUGCAUUCCACCGCAUUGCAUCUGUCCUGGGCGUGACCUGUCCACCCUUCAGUGUCUCUGUUUUUUAAAAUCUGCGACAGCUUGUCUAUUCUCCCCCUCUUCCAGCUUCUUUUGCCAACUGAAGCCUUGUUCUGCCACUUUCAUGGCUCCUUCCUCCGGCAGGUUUUCCCAUUGACCAACUUUGUGAUUUUCUCUCUGGAUGGAUCAGGUGUGGGCCGCUCUUGGGAGGGGAGGGGGCGAGGCCCAUGGAGCUGGUCUGGGUGGGAGACCAGUCGGCUCUAAGUCCUCUGCCUUCUCUCUUUUCUGCCCCCUCAGUCCCUCCUGUCCACCCACCCAGACAUUCCAGGGCCCCAGGACUCCCAGGGGAGGGGCUCCACACAUUCCCAGAAGUGGACCCCACCGCCCUUGCUCCUGGAACGGGGAUGGGGGUGUGGAGAGGGUGCUGCCAUUGUGCAGGGCUGCUGGCCCUCCAAGGUUCCCCUCACCACCCUCUCCCCCUCUCAAGGGCAACAGGAGAGGGUAAAGUUCCUGCUUGGGGAUUCAUUCACCCCCUCCCCUCACAGUUCCUUGUCACACUGUGAUUUUGCUCUCCCGCCCACGCGGGCCUGGUGUGGGCCAGGAGCUCCCCAGGAAGCACGGCUUGCGUCCGGUUCUCGCCUUUCUUCAGGGACAGCUGUGGGGACGAGGAAAACGAGGUGUUCUCUCUGCAGCCCUUUUCCCUCACUCCCACCCCAGUCUCCAGGGUCCCUGGCUUGCCUCCUCGGCUGGAAGUCAUGGUUCUGAAAGGUAGAAUGAGGAACGCUUGGUGCUUGUUUCGCAGCACAUAUACUUAAAAAAAGAGGAAGGCUUGGGCCUCCCAGCCUGCACAGCCCAGCCCCUGAGAUCUGGUUACCCGCCUCACCUCCCCCCUCCUCCUGGGAAGAUGUCUCUGGCCUUCCAUGGCCCCCCAACCCCCCAACUCCGGCCUGACACCAGGUGGACUGGACUGUGCGAAGCCACAGGCCCCUCUGUAUCUCCAGGACCUCAUGGGGGUGGGGGAGGAGUGCAUGUCUGCAGGUGUCUGUGACAGGCUGGAGUGAGUGUAAGCACGAGAGAAGCGGGUGGGGUGCAGCCCAUGUGAGGGUGCACGGAACUGCCUUCUCUGUUUUCCUCAAACCCACAAUGAGAUGGGUGGCCCUGGGGGAGAGAAUUCCUUAUGUUUUCUUGGGAGUGAAAAAUCCCACCUUUUGCUUGUGGCCCCAAAUGGGGAAGCCCACCAUCCCCCUUUCCAAUGGGCAGGGCAGAAGUGAGAGGUGAUUGCGUAUUUGGGGGCUGAUGUUGGGGCCUGUAGCUUGCUGGGGAGGGGAUUAGGGCAAAAGUUUGUGGCUCCAGGCAUACUCUCUUCCCCCAUCUCUGUGUCCUGGGCUGCAGAGUAGGGGACCAGAGGACCCUGUGUCCCUUACACUGUGUUCUCUGCCCCCAGGCCUCCCCCUCAUUUACCUAAAGCCUCGCUGAAGCAGAGGGAGAGGGUCCCAGGGCUACAAAACUGGAAGCACAGAGCCGGGAUGAGAGAGGGAAAGAUGGUGCUAUCUCCUAGUCCCUCUUCUCGCUCGUUGGUGGGUAUGAUGACCUUGCCUGGCUUUAGUCAUCUCUGGGCUUGCUUGUCACCCUCCUGGGUGUCCCCCUCCCAUCUUCACCAUGGGUCCACUCGGGCCCCACAGUUGACAUCUUUGCAUCCUUGUGUCCUGCAGGAGAGGGAGGGGCCCAUGGGCAUAUUAAAUAAUCAAGUCCUCACUGCUUGUGAGUUGACUUGGGAAUAUUUACCCCAAAUCAGAGGGUUGAAACCCCUGCCUGACCAAUCCUUUUUCCUCCUUGGCUGCAGCCGAGGUGAGGGCAGGUGGAGUGUCUUAUAUUGAGCAAUUAGGGGGAUGAGGGAGGCAAAGAGGGAACAAUUUGGGGAGCCUUAGGGCAGAGACUGGUCCAUUCUGUUUCCUCUUGACCUCAAAGCACAAUGUGGAUUCUGGGACCAAAGGUCAGAGACACAUCCUGUUGGAGAACCUGCGGUUGGGAGGGUGGUGAGAGGGCCAGAGGCGGGGCCUGGAGGAGCAAGCAGCAGCCUGUUUUCACUCAGCUUAAUUUUCCUUCCAAAACAAGGCAAAACAGCCACUGGAAUCUUGCUGCCAGCCCUCUGCUCCUCCCACCCUAAAAAUAGGGGAACUUUUCUUACACACCCCCAGAGAGAGGAGGGACUGUCACACUGGUGCUGAGGGACCCAGGAGCUGCUAGGAGUCCUUAUUCCUUUCCAGAACCAUCUAUCCCUAGAAGAGCACAGAAUCUCAAGGACUGGGCCAAGUCUCAGUCUUUUCUUACAGUUCACAGAGGGUUUUUAGCCAGUCUAAUCCCAGGAAAGAAGAUGCAUCAAAGCCAGAAUGUGAAUAUAACUUUAGUGGACCAAUAAUAAAGUACAAGGAGCCCAAUGGGGAGAAAAGUGAAUUCUCUCAAUAUUGCUUCUGGUUUUCUUCCUCAUGUCCCUCCAGGGAAAACUACUUAUUGCUUAAUUUCUGCCUUUUUCCCCUCACAUAUGCACUUUUGGGCCUUUUUUUUUUUUAAUAGCUGGAAAAAAAUACCACCCCACAAACCUGUAUUUAAACAGAAAUGACCAUGUGAAAUUUGCCUCUGUCCGAACAUUUCAUCCGUGUGUGUGAAGCCGUCCGUUCAUGUUUUUCUAUGGGGUGGUUGUCUUUUCUUGGUCUGUUUUGGUCCCCUCCCUCGUGGGCUUUGCUUGGGAUCAAAUCUUUCUGGCCUGUUAUGAUUUUGAACAUUUGACUUGGACCACAAGUGAAUCUUUCUCCUGGUGACUCAAAUAAAAGUAUAAUUUUUACCUGCA
Camelus dromedarius (Arabian camel) is the source of this 3826-nucleotide messenger RNA. RefSeq names its product LIM and SH3 protein 1 (gene LASP1). The transcript is spliced from 7 exons. NCBI's taxonomy places the organism in Eukaryota, Metazoa, Chordata, Mammalia, Artiodactyla, Camelidae. The coding region runs from base 143 to 925 and encodes 260 amino acids. Gene Ontology annotation, cellular component: focal adhesion. The record is from RefSeq and is a predicted model, not a curated record. Gene Ontology annotation, molecular function: actin filament binding.